AUGAGCUGUUGCUGGCACGACGUCACGCCGCUUUUGCUCUUCAUCGCGGUAGCUGGUCACUUUCGUGCUCCUGGCCAUCUUGCGCAGCUCGCGUCAAUCGCUGUCGGCGGUCUGCGGCUGCACACGCGCGAUGGAGGCCGUCGUGCGCUGUCGCUGGUACCGUACCGCGCCGCCUAUGCGCUUGGACGUGCCUGCUGUACCACGCGGGCACGCGUAGUUGCAUUCGUUAUCGUGCUAACGCGCGACCGGCCACCGUUAGCUCUUGGUGCUGGCGCGCAGUUGUGCACGCACAUCGAAGCUGCUGUUGCAGCGGUCGGCUUUGAUGCGUCAGGUCGUUCACGGUGGUCAGUUGGCCGGGCGUUCAUUGCCGGCCACUGA
This is a messenger RNA of Phanerochaete carnosa HHB-10118-sp, 378 nucleotides long. RefSeq lists its product as uncharacterized. Lineage: Eukaryota; Fungi; Basidiomycota; Agaricomycetes; Polyporales; Phanerochaetaceae. The record is from RefSeq and is a predicted model, not a curated record. The transcript is spliced from 2 exons. The coding region runs from base 1 to 378 and encodes 125 amino acids.